Molecule: messenger RNA, 1043 nt
Organism: Nylanderia fulva
Lineage: Eukaryota; Metazoa; Arthropoda; Insecta; Hymenoptera; Formicidae
Source: RefSeq, a predicted model, not a curated record
GGUUAAUGCUUCGCGCGACUUUAUAUUCGUGAACUUUCGUCUUAGGUCUUCAAUCAUUUGUUUCAAAAAUAUUACGUCUUUGCAUUUUGCACGUUACGUCUUUGUUGUGAAAAGCGAAUACGCUAUAAAGAAGUAGUUUUUCCAUCAAAUUUGACACACCAAGGGUUCAUAACUCAUAUAUUCUGUAGCAAGUAUAUAAGAAGAUUCUAUAUUAAUUAUAAUUGUAUUAAUUAUCUAUAAGAUGCCUCGACAAACAAAGAAACGGUCGAAAAUACUUUCUGACAAAAUGGAAUCAAAUAUCCUGGAUCCAGUUUUAACAACGAAGAAAAAACAGCAUGUAGAUAUUAACAAGAGUGAGCAAAAUUUAGUUAAGAAUGAAGAUCUAUUUAAAAAAAUUGCAUUAUUAGAAGACAAAGUACAAACAAGCAUUGCUGAGAGAUUGCAAUAUGAAAAAAGUAUAAAAAAUGAAGAACAAAAAUGGCAAAAAAUAUUAAAUAUGAAAACACAAGAAGUAAAAAUGUUUAGAAUAAAAAUGCAAAAAUUGAGAACACUACAAAUGCAGGAGAAAAAAAAGAUGGAACAUAAAAUUAAAAUAUUAAGACAGAGAAUCAAAGAAGUAAAGAAGAAUUCUCAGAAGAACAUAGAAAGAGAAAUUUCUGAAAUAUGUAUAGCAAAUUUAACAACACAAUUUAAAGAAGUUUUUGAGCCUCUGAAGCAGUCAGGAAAUAAAUUUGAUGUCGAAGAUGUGAUUGCAUAUUUCAAGAUUAAUAAAAACGUGAUUGUCAAACCUAGACUGAAUUAAACAUCUUCAGAUUCUUCAACUUCUUCGAGUUCUUCAAAUCUUUCAUGAUAUACACAUAUGAUGUACUAUGCAUUAUCUAUGGAUGAAAUGGAUGAUAACAAAUCAGAGGAAGAUACGGAUCAAGAAUCACAGGAAGAUAUGGAUAAAGAAUCAGAGAAAAAUAUGGAUAAUGAAUUAGAGAAAGAUAUGGAUAAAGAAUCAGAGAAAGAUACGGAUAAAGAAUCAAAGGAAGAAAAAAAGA